Oikopleura dioica is the source of this 1065-nucleotide messenger RNA. The record is from the annotation of a GenBank genome assembly. NCBI's taxonomy places the organism in Eukaryota, Metazoa, Chordata, Appendicularia, Copelata, Oikopleuridae.
AUGCGAUGGGUCUGUUUGAUUCUCGCGCACGGGCUGAGCGCUAGAAUAGUAAGAAGAGAGUCAGAGAAAAAAUUGUCAGAUAUUGUCACUGGACUUGGCGAUGGAUUCAUUGACUUUAUUUGGGACGAGAAUAUUGAAGGCUACCCGGAAACUUUCAAAGAAAAGGCUGCAAUAGAAGAAGUCGAUAUUUUUGCGAAAAAACCUCCAACAACAUCGACCACUACCACAAGUACUACCACAACAACCACCAACCCGACGAAGACAACAACGAUUGCCUCAGGAAAAGACCCAUCCUCUUCCUCGCCGUCAACAUCGACAACAACGACUUCGACCAGUACUAGUAGUUCUAGUUCAAGCGCAAUUGGUAGAAUUUACGUGUUAAAUACAACUGAAACAGCUGAAAUUGAAAAAAGCCAGACAACAAUCUCUGAAGAACUCGAAAUUUUGAUUGCAGAUGAAAAUAAUACCACUUCAUCAUCCCCCGAGGAGAUUCCUGUUGUUCAAAAUUCAACAACAAAAGAAACCUUUCCUGAAGCCACGACCGUUCAAACUGAAGAAGUUGAAUCAAGCGAAGAUAAUUUCUCGACGACCCAGAAAGCGGAGGAAACUGAGAAAACCACUUUUGAAGAAGAAAAAGUUGAAAAAACUACUCAAGGAAAUACGCUAAUUGAAUUUUUCGAUACAACACAAGAAAAAGAAGAAAUCGAAUCCACAACCAAAUCAACACUUGAAGAGAAUAUUGACACAACACAAGCCUCUAUCAUCGAAACGACUCAAGCUGAAGAGAUCGUGAGAACAACUGCGCCUGAAAUCUUUAUUCCCGAUUUUGAAAUCGAAGAAACAACGACUGAAAUUUUGGAGACAACAACGACCAAUCCAAAGAUUAUCAUCAUCGAAGACACUCACGAUUCUACAACAACGACGACUACAACCAAAUCCUCUACCCAGAGCAAAAAGUCGAAGUCUGACGAAAAAAGCGAAGAUGAUGAGAAAGAGGAGGAAGGUCCCAAAAAGAAAAGAUAUUCAAUGAUGCUGUUUCUACUGUUCAUCCUCUUUUUCGUGUAG